Messenger RNA from Danaus chrysippus (African queen), 3453 nucleotides. The record is from the annotation of a GenBank genome assembly. NCBI's taxonomy places the organism in Eukaryota, Metazoa, Arthropoda, Insecta, Lepidoptera, Nymphalidae.
AUGUAUAGCGGUCAACCCGGAUGUGUCCCUCGCUCCCUGAACCUCCCUCCUCCUCCCUUACUCCCUCCCUCGUCUCUUCCACCCUCCAACUUCCGAUCUGAAUAUUUCAUGAGGCUCCGACGAGCUCGUGCCACGUCCGUCGUUCAGCAGUAUGAGGUGCGUGUUAGCACAGUGACACAGUGCUGUGCUAUCCUACCCUGGGAAAACGGAUCCGUCACGUGCUCGCCCCGCGCUCCGUACGAGAGCGAGCGAGACUGCUGCUGUAGCCUUGACCUGCGCAGUAAUUGUAUAGAGCGUCCCCCUCCCCCUCCCCCCGCGCCCCGGGCUUCCCCCCAGCCCUCGGCUCUGGAUUCUUGGCUUAAAAUUUUAUUGUUUGUAAGCAAAAGGAUAAAGGUUAGUACUCUUAUUUAUUUGGUCACAUUCAUAGAACGGAGUCACUUCAACGUCCUCAUAAUUGAUGUUCCGAUAACAUGGUCUGGUGGUCGAGCGUGGCUGCCGUGCGUGGUAGCAGGUCAACUCCAACCUCGACGUACCCUGCCGUUGGAUGAUGACUCCGCUAGACCCAGACCCUACAUCUGGAUGAAGGAUGGAGAGGUUAUCAACACUAAACGCAUUUCUCAGAACGGCACCCUGGAGGUGAGCCGUAAGGGUGGCGGCAGUGAGGGUGUCUACCAGUGUGCUGUGGCUCAUCAUGGCGGCCUCGUUUUGGGCUACCCAGUACAUCUUAAGUUUUCAUAUAUGGAUAAGCAGUUCUCAUCUCAAUCGGAGGAUGUGAAGGCCAGUGUGGGCCAACCGCUGUCGAUUCCCUGCCUCAUCGGCUCGGGACCGACCGCUUCUACAACAUGGACUCGCAAUGGAGUUAGUCUCCCUACAACUCAUAGAUAUCACGUUCUUGAAAGUGAACUCUUGAUUACGAAUGUUCGAAGAGAAGACGAAGGUUUAUACAGAUGCACAGCAACUAAUACCUAUCUGAACAGAAGCCGGACAAGUCAUGAAGGUCUCGUGUCGGUGGAAGAUUCUGUAGCCAGUGACCCAGCCUUCCUGAGGAUACGUACGGAGAAUAAAAUAGCUGUGAACAGAGGGAGUAGAGUGAUGCUGGCUUGUCCCGUGUUGGGAUGGCCGAGACCUCAGUUGAUAUGGGAGUUGACUCCGCCGGGAGGCAGUUCCAUCGAGCUGAAGAAUAGAGAAGAGGUGUUGAUUCUGACGAAGUUGGAAUAUGAUCAAGAAGGAGUGUAUACCUGCCUGGUAGAAGGUCGGAGUGAGUUGACUAAGUCGUUUUCGGUGUCAAUCACGGAGCCGGUGCGGAUCACUCUGCCUCCUCAGUCUAAAGAGGUAAUGAGAGCAAGUACAGUCAGGUUUAACUGUACAGCGGCUGGCCGACCCGCGCCCACUGUGAUCUGGUAUAAGGAUGGGAAGAAACUACCCCUGGCUGGAAGGAUCAACCUCCGUAAGUCAGCGGACAGGAGCCGCAUCGAGCUGGUCAUCAGCGGCGUGACCUCUCACGACGCGGGUAACUACCAGUGUUUCGCCCAAUCUGGUAGCUCGUGGUCGUCGUGGUGGGCGCGGCUCGAAGUGUCCGGGUCGGGCGCGGCGGCCCCGGCGGCCGUGUGGUGCGCGCCCGCGGGGGUGGCGAGUGUAGCUCUUAGCUGGACCCCGCCUAACACAACCGUGUUGGCAUACACCGUGGAUACAACCUCCACCGACAAGGACGGUGUAGCGAUGAUCGGCCAGCCAACCAACUAUACAGAGGACGUAGUCAAGGUGAAGGAGCCGCUGACUCCGUACGUGUUCCAGGUCCGAGCAUACGUUAAGUCUGACCACAACAAUAGGAACGUGGCCACCGACAUGUCGGAGAGUGUGGUGUGCCAGGGGCAGGGAGUGCCCAUAACCCUCUCUAAGUUGGAGGACGACAAGGUGCAGGUGUCGUGGAAACAGUUCGCGGACGAGAACCCUGGCGUGGUGCAGUGGAUACUGCAGUACCGACACCAGAACUACACAGACGACCAGCAUAACGUGACCCUGCCCGCGCACGUCACUAACUACACGCUAGCAGCUCCGGCGAGUUCCCCUCUCCUCGUGAGGUUACUGGGGUCUAGAUCGUUUGAGUGGCUCAAACAGAACCUGACCCUGGUCCCAUGGACCUCCACAACCACAGCCGGCCGUGACCACGACGAUGGGGAAGUGACGGUUAUCCCGCAGGAGCUGGAGGUGUCUCAAGUGUCGGAGCGAGGGUUCACGGUUCACUGGCGCUGCGAACACGAAGCACACUACACGUACCUGGUGUGUGUGAGGGCGCACGGGAACGAUGAGUGUCAGGAGAGUUACAAGACCACCGCCACUAUCGAGGGUCUUCAGCCGGACACGGAGUACGAGGUGCGGGUGCAGGUUCGAGUACCCGGCCGGGCUCUGGGGGGCGCCUUCACCGCUCCCUACCAUGUCAGUACACUACCAGAAGGUCCUCACCGCUUCAAGGACAUCACGUACAAGUUCGUGAACUCGACGUGCCUGCGCGUGUCGUGGAGCGGUGACCCGACCCGGUACACCGUGCGACACAGCGCGCAGCUCAAGCUGCCCGUGGAGCAGUGGGCGGCCGUGCACACCGUGGGGAACACUGUACUGAUCACGGGUAUCGAUCCUACGGAGCAGACGUUCGUGAUGGUGACCGGCUACGACCCGCUCGACUACAGCCCCAUACUGAACGUGCCCGCGCAGGUCAAGGACUUAGAGGCUAAAGAUCUGAAGUACGUGUACACUGGGUCGGGCGUGUCCGUGUGGUGGUCCGGGGCUGGCCCGCGCGUGGUGAGGUUCGCGCAGAACAUUACACAGCCGCUGGAGACCUGGAGCGUUGUUAAUGUUACCGACUCCAGGGUUGAGCUCAAUGUUCCGGACCCGUCUCAGCCAGUGUUCGUGAUGGUGACGCGCGCGGGCGGCGCCAGGAGGCACCACGUGCUCACCAUACCUCCUAAACCCACCUCCUUCUUCUACUACUAUUUAGGAUUAGGUGUGGGGGGGUCGUUGUGUGUGUGUCUGUUGAUUGCGGCGCUGGUUAUUGUGUGGAGAGUUAAAACGAGGAGAAACAGGUCCGUGAGAACUGUAACAGCAUCAGGUGUGGAGGAGGAAGCUUCCGAGAUGAGGACUAUACAUCAGGUGGCGAGGGUUGCAAACGGCGGCGCUGGGGAGCCGUUGCUCAACGGACACGUACACAUCACCGAGAACCCCGCCUCCAAAACAACGAACAUGAGAUCCAAGAAGGUCCGCUGCGCCGAGAGCCCCGCGUACGACGCCUUCGACCUGUCUCGACACGAGGCGGACACCACUAUGGAGACGGUGCUGGACGACAGCCGGCCCUACGGCCUGCUGGACACCUCGCGCCCGCCUGACACCGACACCUACAACAAGCUGCCCGACGACAACAUGAACUGCGAGCCGCCCACGCUGCAGCCCAACGGAUGA